This is a messenger RNA of Mugil cephalus (flathead mullet), 4321 nucleotides long. Its product is annotated as voltage-dependent calcium channel subunit alpha-2/delta-4-like. The transcript is spliced from 40 exons. The record is from RefSeq and is a predicted model, not a curated record. The coding region runs from base 503 to 3826 and encodes 1107 amino acids. Gene Ontology annotation, molecular function: voltage-gated calcium channel activity. Gene Ontology annotation, cellular component: voltage-gated calcium channel complex. NCBI's taxonomy places the organism in Eukaryota, Metazoa, Chordata, Actinopteri, Mugiliformes, Mugilidae.
AAUUGGGCGACAGUGGAGGCAAGCAGUUGGUGAAUCUGGUAGACUGCCGGCUUUAUGGCUUCCUAAAUGUGUGCACGGUGGCGAAAUGGACCAAUUAUUGCUCCUGGUUUCAUGAAGAGGAACUUGGGACAACCAUGAAAAACCAGGAGGAACCUGCAGUGGAGGAAACAUUUUGUCAGUUUUUUGGGUUUCUGUGACAGAUUUUUAAUCACAAUUAUUUUUCUACAUAAUAUAUAUUUUCUACAUAAGUUUGUCUUGGGUGACUUUAAAGUCUUCGUGGCUGUCUGUAGUGUUUCCCAGAGGAAGAUGAAAGGCUGAAGUGAAAAUCAGGGUGAAGAUGCCGGCAGCACGAUGGAUUUAUCCAGACAUGACGGAAAACAUUCUGUGUCAAAAGACCACUGCUACAUGCACUGCAGUUUUCUGUCUUUAGCCAACAUGAGGAAACCGUUUCCUACAAACUCUUUAUCGUCCUCCUGAACUCUCAGAGCCUGCGAGGAGCUUGAUGUUGGGACUACAGGGAAGCAGGAUGGAGGGCAGUGCACUGGGAAUGAGAAACCUCUUGAGGAUUCUGGGAUUUAUCUGCUUGUGGAUUACAGCUCAGGCUCAGAUGAAGAUCCCACCAGAGACGGUACAACAGUGGGCAUCGGUGUUCUCUGUUCAGCUUCGAGAGCUCACAACCAAAUACUCCGGCUCUCUGCUCCUACAAAAGAAACUGAAGGAUGUGGAGUCCAUCAUUAAGAUUGUGGAGCUAAACGGAGACGACUUGGUGAAGGACUACUCUGAUGAAAUUGAACGGAUGUUAGGAAGUAAGAUGAAGUCAGUAAAGAGGUUGGCAGAGUCAGCAGAAGAUGCAGACUUGUACCAUGAAUACAACGCUUCAUUAGAGUUUGAUUACUACAACUCCAUGCUGAUCAACACCAUGGAUGAGGAUGGGAACUAUGUAGAACUGGGGGGAGAAUUUCCCCUGGAGGAGAAUGAGCAUUUCAACAACCUGCUGGUGAACACACAGCAGAGUAAUAUCCAGGUUCCCACCAACGUCUAUAACAAAGAUCCCAACAUCCUCAAUGCCAUCUACAACUCAGAGGCAUUAAACGACGUCUUCAUCAGUAACUUUCAGAAGGAUCCCACCCUCACCUGGCAGUACUUUGGCAGCACCACUGGCUUCUUCAGGAUCUACCCUGGUAUUAAAUGGACUCCAGAUGCUAAUGGUGUGGCAGCCUUUGACUGCAGGAACAGAAACUGGUACAUUCAGGCUGCCACGUCCCCCAAAGACAUCAUAAUCAUGGUUGACAUCAGCGGCAGUAUGAAGGGUCUGAAGAUGACCAUCGCCAAACACACUAUCAACACUAUCCUAGACACACUGGGAGAGAACGACUUUGUCAACGUCAUCGCUUACACUGACUAUGUUCGCUACGUGGAGCCGUGCUUCAGAGGAACCCUGGUCCAGGCUGACUUGGACAACAGGGAGCACUUUAAGCUGCUGGUGGAGGAACUUCACGUUAAAGGAGAAGCCAAGAUCAAGAACGCCAUGAAGGAGUCUUUCAAAAUCCUGAACGAGGCACGGGCAAAUGGUCAGGGCAGCAUGUGUAAUCAGGCCAUCAUGCUGAUCACUGAUGGGGCCAUGGAGGACUUUGAGUCUGUGUUUGAGGAGUUCAACUGGCCUGACCGCAGGGUGAGAGUGUUCACCUACCUGAUUGGCAGAGAGAUGACCUUUGCUCAGAACACCAAGUGGAUCGCCUGCAACAACAAAGGUUAUUACACACAUAUCUCCACUCUGGCCGACGUGCAAGAGAAUGUCAUGGAGUACCUGCACGUGCUCAGCCGGCCGAUGGUCAUCAACCACGACCAUGACAUCAUCUGGACGGAAGCCUACAUGGACACCGUGCUUCCCAACACAAAGGAGCUCUUCACUACCAAGGCUCAGAGUCUGCUCUUGAUGACUUCGGUGGCCAUGCCGGUCUUCAGCAAGAAGACGGAGACGCUGUCCCACGGGAUCCUGCUCGGUGUUGUUGGCUCUGACAUCCCACUGAUGGAGGUGAUGAAGCUGGCUCCUAGAUACAUGCUGGGAGCUCACGGCUACGCCUUCCUCAUCACCAACAACGGUUACAUCCUGGCUCACCCUGACCUUCGACCUCUGUACAAAGAUGGAAAGAAACUGAAGCCGAAGCCAAACUACAACAGUGUGGAUCUGUCAGAGGUGGAAUGGGAGGACAGAGAUGAGAUGCUGCGGACGGCCAUGGUGAAAGGAGAGACGGGCAGCAUCAGCCUGAGCAUCAGAGCUUCUGUGGAUAAGGGGAAAAGGCCGAUGUACCUCGUCAACAAUUAUUUCUACACAAACAUCGAUGAGACACCUUUCAGCUUCGGGAUGGCGCUGACAAAAGGUCACGGGAGCCUGAUGAUUAUGGGAAAUGUAUCUGUGGAAGAAGGGCUGCACGAUCUGACCUCCCCAGACCUGAGCAUUGCUUCUGAGUGGACAUACUGUGAGACAGACAUCGACCCUGCUCACCGAAAAUAUUCCCAGCUUCAGGCCGCCAUCCGCUACCUUCUGGGCAAGGAGCCCGACCUCGAGUGUGACGAGGUGUUGCUGCAGCAGACGCUGUUUGACGCCGUGGUGACUGCUCCACUGGAGGCCUACUGGAACGCCCUGAUGCUCAACGACAGGGUGGAGCCAGGGGUGGAGACAGCCUUCCUUGGCACCCGCGCUGGCCUGAUGAGGACCAUGAGAUAUGCAGGAGUGGAGACCAGGGUGGCAAAGAGGUUCCUGACUCCAUCUGAUAAAGACAACCUGUUCACCAUUGAUCACUUCCCUCUGUGGUACCGCCUGGCUGUGGAAUACACACCUGGACGCUUCUUCUACUAUCCUGUCAAUGACAAAGGAGUGAAGUACAUCAUAGCAACGACAUCGGUUACAGUGUCGUCGGAGGGAAAGACGGCCAUGGCUGGAGCCAUCGGGUUGCAGAUGUCCUUGGAUUUGCUGGAAAAAAGGUUUUGGGCCAUCGCCAAGCAGCCCAGUGACACAGAUUGUUCGAACAUUGAAGGCGUGUGUCCUCUCAGCUGUGAGAGUGCUGAUUUGAACUGCUUUCUUGUUGACAACAACGGCUUCAUCCUGCUGUCCAAAGAGAGGAACGAGGUUGGGCGUUUCUUUGGCGAGGUCGAUGGGUCUGUCAUGGCAUCGCUGAUCAAGAUGGGAAUGUUCAAAAAGGUGUCGUUGUUUGACUACCAGGCAAUGUGUAAGAACAGCCACCAUCACGCCAGCAGCGCUCGACCUCUGCUCAGUCCGUUCUUCAACAUCAUGGCUUUGCUCAAAUGGGUCUUCUCCAACGCACUCAUGUUCCUCCUGGACUUUAACCUCUGUGGUCUCUGGCACUCUGAUUAUUUUGUGGACGCCAAAGCUGGCUACCACACAAGUCAUAAGCAGAAGAAAGUGGAGCUGCUGCAGCCCUGCGACACAGCGUAUCCCGGCUUCAUGUACGACCCGUCUGUGAGAGAGGCCAACAGUCUCAUUAAGUGUGGACGCUGCCAGAAGAUGUUUGUGGUGCAGCAGAUUCCCGACAGUAACUUGGUGAUGGUUGUGACCCAGGCCGACUGUGACUGCUCUCGUCAGUAUGGACCCAUCCUACUGGAGCCCAAAGAGAUUAAAUAUAACGCCACAGUGAAGUGCAACAGGAUGAAAUCUCAGAAGGUGCGACGACGUCCAGAGUCCUGCCACUCCUACCACCCAAAGGAGGACGCUAAGGACUGUGGUGGGGCGUCGGCCAUCUCCCUGUCACACUCUCUUUUCUCUGUCUCACUGCUGGUUGCAUUGGUCCUCCACCACUGGAUAUAAGCCAAGAAAAAUCCACGUACGUGGAUGAAAGCAGCACCAGGACGUUGAAGGAGACUUAAAAGAAAAUACUGAGUCGGUAGCCAAAGGAUCUUUUUUGUUUUACUUGAACAUAAGUGACAGUGGAACGAGUUUGGAGAACGUGGUUUAUCUCAGAUUUUUAUUUCCUGCUGUUCAGAUGAGCUUGGUUUCACUGAGCAGCAAAGAUAAAGGGCUAUUUGUUGUUGUUGUUGUUCGUUUUAAAACUGAGUAUUGACAAGUAAGUAAAACUGACUCUGGAUCAAAGCUGUCAAGUGGCUCGUCAGCUGUGGGAGAAACAAGAGGCCGUCAUUCAGAAAAAUGCCGAACAGACUCUUGAGGGCACGUUGGCGCCCCCCGUUGGACAGGUAUAAGCAGCGCAGCUUGUGUGAGGAGACAACGUUGCCAUUACACUCAAACAGGAAUGUAGCACAUUUGUAGAAUUUUGAUACUGAAAUAAAGUCUUUAAGUAGAGCUGUA